Ipomoea triloba (trilobed morning glory) is the source of this 369-nucleotide messenger RNA. RefSeq lists its product as uncharacterized. The coding region runs from base 1 to 369 and encodes 122 amino acids. The record is from RefSeq and is a predicted model, not a curated record. The transcript has 2 exons. NCBI's taxonomy places the organism in Eukaryota, Viridiplantae, Streptophyta, Magnoliopsida, Solanales, Convolvulaceae.
AUGGAGGACUGGAGAUCAAAGUCAUACAAUGAUUCAAGAAUGCAAGACCCGAAUCCGAACCCGGGUGGGCUUCAAGAUCUCCGAUGCUACAGCGCUUCCUAUGCAUCUUCAAACAGCAAUACGCAGACGAAGAGGAAUUUGAAGAAGGGGAAGUCAGUGAACGGGUGGGUGUUGGGUGACCCAGAAUUGCAGAGGAAGAAGAGGGUUGCUAGCUAUAAGGCGUACGCUGUAGAGGGGAAACUCAAAGGCUCAAUUAAGAAGGGGUUUAGGUGGAUUAAAGACAGGUAUACUCAAUGGAUUGUUGAUAUGGAUGGACUUACUGUGUUGCAUUGCAUUGCAUUGCAUAUGAAGCUUCUUAACAUUCCUUAA